AUGCAACAUCGACGAGAAAUUGCAGAAGCUCAAGCGUUGGAGGAACAACAACUGCGUGAAGAAAAGCAAACACAACAUCAGAAAGCCAGAGCCCUCACAGACCUGACUAAUUUUCUGACAUUUUUGUUGAACUGCCACACCCUGUCAUUGGCUAUCAAUGUUGUCACCGACCCAACACUGACAACACAAGAAGGGACCCUGGACUACAUUCGCAAGACAGUUAACCUGAUCACAGCAGAAAUGGAUCUUCACUACUAUGAAUGCGAUAGCGUCGAGAAUCAGGUGCAAAUGAUAGUGGAUUCGAUAUAUGCAAAAGAUAUUCUGAGGCAGGAAUUUCGACUGUCUGGGUCAGUGACAUUUGACAGUUCAUUUGAACUUGAAAGCUACCAAGCAGUGCCAACCAGUGGAGGAAAUGCUGAAGGUAUCCAUCGGGGCAAACGCCGCUUCUAA
Paracoccidioides lutzii Pb01 is the source of this 450-nucleotide messenger RNA. RefSeq lists its product as hypothetical. The transcript is spliced from 2 exons. The coding region runs from base 1 to 450 and encodes 149 amino acids. The record is from RefSeq and is a predicted model, not a curated record.